AUGACACUUCUCGAAGUUGUGGUGAUGACGAUGGUUGCUACUGUUACCAACCGCUGCUGCCACGACUACUACGACUACCACACUAAGCUCCUGGGCCUCAGGACCUGGGCCAAGGACGCCCCGAAGACCAUGAGAGGAAACAUCGAAGCCAAGCUGGGCAGCUACGGCCAAGUGAUGCACAAGCGCAUGCACGUCGUCGAAGGUCCCCGCGCAGGUGGAGUGAAGGACACGAACAUGGUGCAAAGUGCAUGCAGCCUCUGGAUGAAGGACGCGGGCAGCGCCGGCAGGGCUGCUGAGGCCAUGCUUGUCGCCGCUGUCUUUGCCACAGACUUGUCGGUAAAGGCGGGCGUGCCAGUCCUUGUGCUCGGCCGACCUCCCGGCCACCACGCCACCUGCGGCCACGACCUUCGGCUUGGCGACACCUGGCGGGCUCCCUGCGGACAGCUUCCAGGCGCCAGCUUGGGCGGCGGCUGCUUCUACCCCUCCGUGUGGCUCGCCGCGCUGCACAGCCUCCGCAAGGGUCAUGCAAAGCGACUGGCAUAUGUCGACAUCGACGCGCACAUGCCCGACGGAGUUUGGAAGGAGGUCGAUCACUUCUCAAAGCUCAAGAAGGAUCAGCGCGACUUCCUCAUUGGCAAGCGCAACUCCUGCACAGGUAUCCUGUUUUCUUCCAUCCACAUCGAUGGCUAUCCGAACCAGGGCUCCAGCUGGCACUCGGUGAAGCAGAACCUCAAGAGGUCCUUCGAGGUUCGAGUGAGGGACACCCUUCUGCCUCGGAGUGUUACACAAGGCACGGCGAGCAGCGCCAACCAAGGGCUGAUCACAAGAUAUCAGCGGUGGUGCAAUACUCUUGACAAGGAGAUGACGAGCUUCCAACCCGACGGGCUCUUCGUCGGCCUGGGCUUCGAUCUCCACCAGAAGGAGGCAGAGAUCUCCGAUAAGAAGGUCGGCCGCGGGAUCUCCCGGGUUCACUACGAGGCCUUCUUCGCCAACUUCACCAGGCUGCCGGAGAAGGCCCCGAUGGUUCUCAUGCUCGAGGGCGGCUACACCAAGCAAGGUGUGGAGGAUGGGAUCCUUGGCACUCUGCAAGGCCUCAAGGUCCUGGCUCAGAGGAAGGGCGCGAAGAAGAGGCAGCAAAGCCAACCCAACAAUCACAAGGCCCCGAAAAAACGGCGCACCGCUUGA
This is a messenger RNA of Symbiodinium sp. CCMP2592, 1185 nucleotides long. The record is from the annotation of a GenBank genome assembly. NCBI's taxonomy places the organism in Eukaryota, Dinophyceae, Suessiales, Symbiodiniaceae.